This is a messenger RNA of Chlorella variabilis, 1314 nucleotides long. RefSeq lists its product as hypothetical. The transcript is spliced from 14 exons. Gene Ontology annotation, molecular function: potassium ion binding; pyruvate kinase activity; magnesium ion binding. The record is from RefSeq and is a predicted model, not a curated record. Gene Ontology annotation, cellular component: cytoplasm. Gene Ontology annotation, biological process: glycolytic process. Lineage: Eukaryota; Viridiplantae; Chlorophyta; Trebouxiophyceae; Chlorellales; Chlorellaceae. The coding region runs from base 1 to 1314 and encodes 437 amino acids.
AUGCCGCUCCGGAACAUUCCUGGCGGCGGCAAGGCCAAGGCCCACGUCUUUCUGGAUGUGGAGAUGGAGGAGGUGGUGCGGCCUGCGGCGGGGCACGAGCUGCGCGCCGGGUGGGGCAGCAAGGUUGUGAUCACAAUCGGGCCCAGCUGCCAGGAUGUGGCGACGCUGGUCAGGCUGCUGCGCACGGGGGUGACCUGCGCGCGGGUGGACCUCAGCUGGGGCACCAAAGAGUACCACCAGCGCAGCCUGCGCAACCUGGCAGAGGCGAUGCAGCAGACGCGACUGCUGUGGAGCGUGUGGCUGGACACCACGGGGCGCGAGGUGGUGGUGCGGCGCCCGAUCGAGUACGACGCCAGCGGCUGGCCGCGCCAGCAGGACCAGCGCAUCACGGUUGAGAAGGACCAGGUGUUCAAGAUCACCACAGACCCCACCGCCACCGCCUCGCCCUCCCUCCUCCCUGUCAACUACCCGGGCGAGUCGCUGCGGCCACCUGCCGCAGGCUGCCCAGUACUGCCCAGCACGCCAUCCCCGCCCUUCCACGAGAUUGUGGAGGUGGGGCAGCAGCUGCAGAUCGGCAGGUACCUGUCCACCGGCACCGAGGGCAUGUCGCUGUACGCAGACGUGGUUGAUGUGGGGGAGGGCGAGGUGACCUGCGUGGCCCUCUCCUCAGCUGUGCUGGACGGGCUGCUGACCGUGAUGGUGUGCCACACCGAGGACGAGGAGUUCCGGGGCGACUUUGGGCUGCCCCUGCUGACGGAGUUUGAUGUGGACUGCAUCAAGUCGCUGGGGUCCCAGUUCGAGGUGGACUUUGUGAACCUGUCGUACUGCAACAGCGUGGACGACCUGUACUCCGCCAGGGCGCUCCUGGACAGCCUGGGCAUGGCGCAGACCAAGAUCAUCGCCAAGGCGAGCGGCGGGAUUGAGCGCAAGGCAGCGAUCCGCAACUUUGAGGCCAUUGCCCACGUGGCCGACGGGAUCAUGAUCUCCCGCGGCAACCUGGGCCUGGACUUCGAGCCAGAGGUCAUGGCGCUGCUCCAGAAGCGCAUCGUGUCGCGCUGCAACCAGCUGGGCAAGCCGGUGCACAUCACCCGCAUCGUCGACACGAUGGCCACCGACGUGGCCAACGCUGUGCUGGACGGCGUGGACGGGCUGCUGCUGGGCGCGGAGACGCUGCGCGGCGAGUAUCCAGUCGAGACUGUGGAGACGGUGCUGAAGCUGGCGGCAGCGGCUGAGAAGCACUUUGACUACCACACCCACCACGAGAUGCUGAUGGGAGAAGCAUACGAGGCAAGCAGGCUGCGGCAGCCUGCUUGA